AUGGGGUUGGAACACAGAGCAUUGUGGGUUGUCAAGUUCUUAAACUUUGAUUCCAAGGCAGCAGGUGAGAAAAGGCUACUUCAAUUGGAUGAACUGGAUGAAUUCCGUCUUUCUGCAUAUGAAAGUGCAAGCUUAUACAAAGAAAAGACCAAGUUAUGGCAUGACAGGAAGAUCACACCCAGGGAUUUCAAGGUGGGCAACCAAGUUCUGCUUUUCAAUUCCAGGUUGAAGCUAUUUUCAGGAAAGUUAAAGUCCAGAUGGUCUGGACCAUUUGUGGUGAAGGAUAUUAAGUCUUAUGGAGCGGUGGAAAUUAGUCCCUUGGAUUCUGACCGAAGCUUUACUGUCAAUGGUCAGAGGCUGAAGUUAUACAUUGGUAGUGCUGUAGACAGACAACUUCUUACAGUUGCCUUGAUAGAGGACCAUGUCUUCACCACCCAAGAAGAACAACAAAAAGAGGGCCUGAAUGAUUAA
Molecule: messenger RNA, 471 nt
Organism: Gastrolobium bilobum
Lineage: Eukaryota; Viridiplantae; Streptophyta; Magnoliopsida; Fabales; Fabaceae
Exons: 2
Coding region: 1-471 (156 amino acids)
Source: RefSeq, a predicted model, not a curated record